Molecule: messenger RNA, 1080 nt
Organism: Triticum turgidum subsp. durum (durum wheat)
Lineage: Eukaryota; Viridiplantae; Streptophyta; Magnoliopsida; Poales; Poaceae
Source: the annotation of a GenBank genome assembly
AUGGCGUCCAUGUUGACGGUGCAUAUGAAUCAAGGACAAGGGGAAACAAGCUAUGCUCGCAACUCCUUUGUUCAGAAUGGUGAGCAGAAGAGGAUGAAGCCACUGAUAGAAGCGGCCAUCGUUGAUUUAUGCCCCGGCACUAGCACCUUGUUGCCCACAAAGAUGGUGAUUGUCGACCUGGGCUGCUCCUCUGGUCCAAACGCGAUAGCUCUAGUGUCGAUUGCCGUUGAGGCCAUCCACAAUCACUGCCACCAGUUCCUACAGCCACCUCCUGAAGUGUCUGUGCUUCUCAACGACCUGCCUGACAACGACUUCAACAUGGUGGUGAAGAACCUGGUCAUGCUACGUCAAAGCAGCAACGACACCAUUGUCAUGGCCGGUGUCUUACCGGGGUCGUUUUACGAGAGGCUCUUCACUAGUGGUUCCUUGCAUCUUGUCUUCUCGUCCAACAGCCUGCAUUGGCUCUCAAAGGCUCCUGAAGAUCUAACAAAGAACCAGAUCCCGGCAUAUGACAUUGAUGAGCAUACCAGACUUGAAAGGCGCCCUAUGGUCCUGCAGGCUUAUGCACAGCAGUUCAGGAAAGAUUUUACACGUUUCCUCGAGCUGAGGGCCAAAGAAAUGAUCCCAGGAGGCCGGAUGGUUGUUUCCCUUGUAGGGAGGGAUUCUGAUGUAAUCACCCCCGAAUUCUCUCACCUCUGCGAAUUCGUAGCUCAGAUUCUAAGCGUCAUGGUCUCAGAGGGUGUAAUCGACAAAGCAAAGUUUGACUCUUUCUAUUUGCCUGUGUAUGAACCUUCCAACAAAGAGCUGAGGGAGAUCAUCCAAGAUGAAGGCUCGUUUUCAAUCACUGAGAUGCAGGCGAACAAUCCUUUUGUCGGUCUGGACAGCGCACUUAUGGUCCCAAGCAGGUUUGCUAGUGUGACCAGAGCCAUAUUUGAGCCCAUAAUAGUCCUUCAUUUUGGAGAAGUCAUGGAUGAAUUCGUGAGGACCUUGGAGCGACGCUGGAGCUUGGAAGGCAGCUUGCAACUCGAACAUGCCAAAAGCCCACGACCGAUGCUGGCGGUAUCCCUCAAGAAGGCAUGA